ACAGCAGUGAGAAAGCACAAUUGGAUUCUCUCUAUUUUUCCAAUGCCUUUCUCUGUUUCUCUCACACCACCUUCAAAGACUCUACCUUUACCUUCUUCUUCUUCUUCUUCUUCAGUUCCUCAACAUUUCCAAACUCUCUGAUCCUUCUUCUAGACCCAAACAAGGUAUGAGCUAAACUAAAACUAAGCCAAACCCAUUGUUCUUCUUUGGAUUUAACUCCAACGGUCACAUUUUCCUGUUCUUGAAGAUGAUUUUCACAUGGGUUUGGUUUGUUUAUUUCUUUACAUUCAACUACUGUUGUCUAUUUCUUGGUAGUUCUUUGAAUAAUCAAGGGUUUGCUCUUCUUUCAUUCAAACAAUCAAUUAGUUCAGACCCAGAAUGGUCAUUGAGUAACUGGAAUUCUUCAGAUGAAAACCCAUGUUCAUGGAAUGGGAUUACAUGCAAAGAUCAAAUUGUUGUUUCAAUUACUAUUCCGAAGAAAAAACUUGCUGGGUUUCUUCCUUCAAGUCUGGGUUCUCUUACUUCGCUUAGACAUAUUAAUCUGAGGAAUAAUAAGUUACAUGGAGAUUUACCUCUUGAGCUUUUCAAUCUUCAAGGGCUACAAAGUUUAGUUCUUUAUGGUAAUUUCUUCACUGGUUCUAUUCCUAUUCAGAUUGGUAACCUUAAGUAUCUCCAGUCUUUAGAUUUGUCACAAAAUUUCAUGAAUGGGUCAUUACCUAAAUCUUUAUAUCAGUGUAGAAGAUUAAGAACUCUUGACCUUAGUCAAAACAAUUUUACUGGUUCUUUGGAAUUUGGGUUUGGCUCUGGUUUGAUUGCUCUAGAAAAGCUUGAUCUUUCUUUGAACCAGUUUAGUGGUUCAAUUCCUAGUGAUAUUGGUAAUUUGUCUAGUUUACAAGGAACUGUAGAUCUUUCUCAUAAUCAUUUCUCUGGUUUGAUACCAGCGGGUUUAGGGAACCUUCCGGAAAAAGUGUAUAUUGAUCUUACUUUUAAUGAUCUCAGUGGUCCAAUACCUCAGAAUGGUGCAUUAGAGAAUAGGGGACCAACUGCAUUCAUCGGAAACCCACGUCUGUGUGGACCUCCAUUGAAGAAUCCAUGUCCUUCAGGUGGGAAUGCUCGGAAUGGUUCAUCCUCAUUUCCAUAUUUACCGGGAGAAUCUCCGCCUUUAGCAGAUGAUGUUGGUGGUGGUAAGAGUGGGAAAAGCAAAGGGUUAAGUAAGAAUGCUGUUAUUGCUAUUGUUGCAUGUGACAUAGUUGGGAUUUGCCUAAUUGGGUUGCUGUUUUCUUAUUGUUACUGGAGGUUUUGUUCUUGUAAGAAGGGUAAAGAUGGAAGUGGAAAGGAAUCAAGGGGAAAGAAAGAGUGUCUGUGUUUUAGGAAAGAUGGGUCGGAGACUCUGUCUGAAAAUGUUGAGCAGUGUGAUCUUGUGGCGUUGGAUAUGCAGAUUGGUUUCGACCUUGAUGAGCUUCUUAAGGCGUCUGCUUUUGUUCUUGGUAAGAGUGGAAUUGGCAUUGUAUAUAAAGUUGUGCUCGAAGAUGGACUCACAUUAGCUGUUAGAAGAUUGGGUGAAGGAGGAUCUCAAAGGUUUAAGGAGUUUCAAAAUGAAGUAGAAGCAAUUGGAAAGAUUCGGCAUCCAAAUAUUGUUACCCUGAAAGCCUAUUAUUGGUCCAUUGAUGAGAAGUUGCUCAUUUACGAAUACAUUCCAAACGGCAACCUCUCUGCUGCAAUUCACGGGAAGGCUGGGAUGAUAUCGUUCACACCUCUAACAUGGUGUGUUCGGAUGCAAAUCAUCAAAGGAACGGCUAAAGGUUUGGCAUAUUUGCAUGAGUUUAGUCCCAAGAAAUAUGUUCAUGGAGACUUGAAGCCAAGCAAUAUACUACUUGGAGAAAAUAUGGAACCCCAUAUUUCUGGUUUUGGACUAGGCCGUCUUGCAAAUAUAGCAGGCGGAUCUCCAACACUGCAAUCAGACAGAAUGGCGUCAGAAAAACAACAGCAGCUGCAACAGAGUGCACCAUCUGAAGUUCCAACAAUCAAUUCAGCAUUGAGUUUAGGGUCUUGUUACCAAGCUUCCGAAGCCUUGAAAAAUGUUAAACCGUCACAAAAAUGGGAUGUUUACUCAUUUGGUGUUAUUUUGUUAGAAAUGAUCUCAGGGAGAUCACCAAUGGUGCAAGUUGGUACAACUGAAAUGGAUCUUGUUCGAUGGAUUCAGCUUUGCAUUGAAGAAAAGAAACCGUUGGGCGACGUUUUGGAUCCAUUCUUAGCCCGAGAACCAGAAAGGGAGGAGGAAAUCAUAGCCGUGCUUAAAGUCGCUUUAGCUUGUGUUCAAACCAGUCCUGAAAAAAGACCUUCAAUGAGACACGUAUCCGAUACACUGGAAAGACUAAUCAUUGCCACUGACUGAAAAAUGUUUAUCGCUGACAGGUAAUAUUCAAUGACACAUUGAACAGUAACCCAAGUUUAAAUAGACCAGUCCCUGGGGUUGUAAAGAAGUGACAAUGUUAUCUGAAUGUAUCAUUCAAUUUUCGUAUCACCAUUGCUGUUCAACCAGAUUUUGAGAUGUAAAACUUCUCUUUUGUUGAACUUGAAGCCAUGUCUUAACCUGUGUUUUGUUCUUACAUAGAUUUUCAGCUAUCAAUUUUCUUUCUUUUUCUUUUUGGCUGAACAUAAGUUGUUUGUAGUUGUACAAGGAAAUGUGUGUAUUGUGCUUGUAUCAAAUUGUUUUUUUGGA
Messenger RNA from Papaver somniferum (opium poppy), 2722 nucleotides. RefSeq names its product receptor protein kinase-like protein ZAR1. The record is from RefSeq and is a predicted model, not a curated record. NCBI's taxonomy places the organism in Eukaryota, Viridiplantae, Streptophyta, Magnoliopsida, Ranunculales, Papaveraceae. Gene Ontology annotation, molecular function: protein kinase activity; protein binding; ATP binding. Gene Ontology annotation, biological process: protein phosphorylation. The coding region runs from base 248 to 2395 and encodes 715 amino acids. The transcript has 2 exons.